Messenger RNA from Neoarius graeffei (lesser salmon catfish), 6322 nucleotides. RefSeq names its product perforin-1-like. The transcript has 6 exons. Gene Ontology annotation, molecular function: calcium ion binding; pore-forming activity. Gene Ontology annotation, biological process: leukocyte mediated cytotoxicity. The coding region runs from base 367 to 2154 and encodes 595 amino acids. Lineage: Eukaryota; Metazoa; Chordata; Actinopteri; Siluriformes; Ariidae. The record is from RefSeq and is a predicted model, not a curated record.
GUAGAGGUGGUCGCUGGGGAAGAGCUUUCCAAAAGUAUCACACCAUCAACAUUCACCAUAAAAAUAGACUUUAAAUGUUUCUUUCCAGCUUUCAGACCUUACCAUAAAUAUUCUAGAGUCUAAAAACCUUAGAGUUGAUGCUGAGUAACAGGUGAAAUGAUCUUGCACUUAGAUUUUUGUGAGACCUGAAGAUUUUAUACGUCCAUUGUGUGUUGUUGUAUCUCUGACGAUUGUAGAGAGGAUGAGAACUACCAAUGCAUACUGGGUUUCACACACACACACAGCAAAAGAUAACGGUGUCAGCAUAAGAUAAAUCAGGAAAGAACCACCAUCAGGACCUCAGCGUGCACCAGUAAACACAGCUCCAUGGCAAUGUCUUCUGCACCGGCCCUUUUGUGCUGGUCAGGUCUUUUUUCCUUCUUGGUCCUCCUUCCUCUGAUCCAGUCAUGUGAUAAAGGAACAGCACGAGACUGUGCCGAAGCAGACUUCGCUCCUGGGUCUGACCUCGCUGGAGAAGGCUUCGACAUCACCAGAAUGGAGCGGAAAGGUUCCUUUGUCAUCGACAUGAAAAGCUGGAAACACAAGGACAAAUCCUGCACUCUAUGCCAGAACCCUUACAUGGAGGGGAAGAAGCAGAAGCUCCCAGUUUCUGUGGUGGACUGGAGAACGAGCCAGAAAUGCAACAUGAAGGUUUCAAGCUCCAUCUACCAGUCCAGCGAGUCCUUGGUCAGUGCCAGCACCUCCUCUAUCGAGAACGAAUGGAACAUGAAUUUGGGAAUCGAAGUGAAGAGGAGUGAUGGGUCACUCACUCUGGCAGGCAGCAACUCCAAGCUGGCUGAAUAUUCGAUGGAGAAAACAAAAAAGGACAGGUUCAGUUUCACCAGUCACAGUAUUUCCUGUGGAUAUUACAGUUACAGGGUUUCUAACAGGCCGUUAAUUCAUCCUGAGUUUAAACGAGCCCUGAGUCAGCUACCCAAGCAGUACAAUCCACAGUUCAAGUUACGUUUCUACAAGCUCAUCGACGACUUCGGCACUCACUACAUCACCAAGGUGACCCUGGGAGGGAAGGUCAACUCAGUGACCAGUAUCAGACAGUGCCAGACGUCCCUGCAGGGUCUGAGCGUGGACGAGGUGAAGACGUGUCUGGACGUGGAGGCAUCUGCCAGUGUGGUGGGCAAAGUGAAGACCAAUGUUAACAGCAAGCACUGUGAUGAAGUGAAGGCCAAGACUGAGAAUAAAAACAGCUUCUCCAGUAACUUCAACGACCGAUUAACAGAGAUUUCCGGUGGCCACACCACAGAACCCGAGCUACUCUUCUCUGCAGAUAAAGACCCUGGGGCUUAUAAAGAGUGGCUCUCUUCCGUCCCCCUCUACCCAGAUGUGAUUUCGUACUCUCUUCAGCCUCUUCAUGAGCUUCUCCCCACCAAAAACCCGACCCGAAAGCUCCUGCGCAAAGCCAUUCACGACUUCAUCCUGGAGAAAUCUCUGUGGAGAAACUGCUCUGAGCCAUGCGCCGCCGGAAUCAAACCCAAUCCCAAAGAACCGUGUUUGUGUUCGUGCAGGAAUAACCCCGGUGUGACCCCUGACUGCUGCCCAUCCAAACCCGGCAUGGGUCGGGCUAAGGUGACUGUAGUGCGGGCGUCAGGGUUAUGGGGAGAUCACACGACCGCCACGGAUGGCUAUGUCAAAGUUUACGCCAAAAACAGCAUGUCGAUUGGACGUACACCGGUGAUCUAUAAUAACAACAAUCCCCACUGGGCCAUGACCUUUGACCUUGGUGAUGUCAUACUGACAAAUUAUGACCCUUUAAAGCUGGAGGCCUGGGAUGAGGAUAACAAGUGGGAUGAUGACCAGCUCGGGGCCUGCACUGUCCCGCUGAAAGCAGGCGCUUCAGAGAAUUUCUGUAGUUUAAAUCAUGGUGUGCUGUAUUAUAAAACAGAGGUGGUGUGUGCACCAAGUUUAGGAGGUCCAUCAUGCACUGAAUACAUCGGCUCGCCCAUGAAUUUUAAACUGGAGAAGGCGUACGUUUCUAGGCACUCUCGACCCGUCCCACAGGACAUGCUUCAGAAAAUGGGCGUGGUUCCUGAUGAAGCUCCGCUAACUAUUAAGCAGAUCGGAUACGAUUCUAAUAAAAGUGUCAUGCAGCUUCUGUAGCGAAGUUCAGCACUUUCUGCAAUCCAUUUAUGAUAUUUAUGAUUUAAACGGCUAUUCAGCGUACCUGACUGAACCCAUGCACUCGUUAAACCAGUGUGUGAAUUGGAUUAAAAGCAUCAUCAAUGACGUAAGAAAUAAAACAUGACAAGGUAGUGUGACGUUGAUUAUUUUCCUUUUACAGCACCCCCAACACACACAUUUAUUUCUCUUACAACCCAAAUUACAAAAAAAUCGGGACACUGUGUGAACUGUAAAUAAAAACAGAAUGCAAUAAUUUGCAAAUCAUGGAAACUCUGUAUUUCACUGAAAAUAGUACAAAGACAACAUAUCAAAUGUUGAAACUGAGAAAUUUUAUUGGUUUUGGAAAAAUAUAUGCUCAUUUUGAAUUUGAUGUCUGCAACACAUUUCAGAAAAGUUGGGACAGGGGCGUGUUUACCACUGUGUUGCAUCACCUCUGCUUUGAACAACUCUGUAAACGUUUGGGAACUGAGGAGACCAACUGCUGUAGUUUUGAAAGAGAAAUGUUGUCCCAUUCUUGCCUGAUAUGCAAUUUCAGCUGCUCAACAGUUCGGGGUCUCCUUGGUCAUAUUUUGCGCUUCAUAAUGUGCCACAUGUUUUAAAGCUCAUAGGCAACGUUUUUCAAUUUAUGCACAUUUGAAACUUUAUAUGUUAAAAAACCCUCUGUAAUUUUCUUCCGGUCCCAAGAAGUAUUGUUAAUAAGUAAAAAUAAGUUAAGGCGGAUCGCGGCAAAUUUCUGUUCGGCGAUUUUCGUGACCACUCUGUGCGUGAUGUCAUUCAAGACAAACAAACCACUUGAGUUGAGUCCACUUCCAUUUACUUGCCUUGCCGUUCGGCUUGAGUGCAGAUGUGUGUUCAGGAAUUUCCAAAGAAACCCCCAUGCCUUAUUGUUGUGCAGUGAACUGUAACAACGGGACCGGUUCAGGAAGAAGCUUUUACCUUUUACCGAGAGAGGCGAAGAGGUGGGGGCGGCGUGGUGGUGUAGUGGUUAGCACUGUCGCCUUGCAGCAAGAAGGUCCUGGGUUCGAGGCCAGCGAGGGCCUUUCUGUGUGGAGUUUGCAUGUUCUCCCCGUGUCCGCGUGGGUUUCCUCCGGGUGUUCCGGUUUCCCCCACAAUCCAAAGACAUGCAGGUUAGGUUAACUGGUGACUCUAAAUUGACCGUAGGUGUGAAUGGUUGUCUGUGUCUAUGUGUCAGCCCUGUGAUGACCUGGCAACCUGUCCAGGGUGUACCCCGCCUUUCACCCGUAGUCAGCUGGGAUAGGAUCCAGCUUGCCUGCAACCCUGUAGGACAGGAUAAGUGGCUACAGAUAAUGGAUGGAUGGAGAAGAGGCAGAGAGAGUGGAUUGGCUUUUUCCGGAAGAGGAAAAGAGGCGGAGAGAGAGGAUUGGCUUUUUACGAAAAAGGAGAAGAGGUGGAGCAAGUGGGUUGUUUUUUUCCGGAAGAGGAGAUGAGGCAGAGAGAGUGGAUUGUGCGCAACACUCAAGCAAAAAGGAGAAGAUUGGAGGUAAACAUUUUUAUUUUUUGCAAUUGACAAGUCAAGAAUCCUGAGGGAUCCUGUACAAUCAUUGUGGAAAUGAGACAAAGGGAUAUUUCCUCGCUUGGAGUCGGCUAUAAAUAGUAUAAUGCCGCGGAUGGCAGGCUAAUGUGGCCUACCGGCACGCUGUCCAGUAAUCGUUCCCUAUAUCCACUAGGGAGGGCGGUUUAAUUAUUCUUCAAAAGGGCUCUUAUUUAGUAUUACGACGAAAGUAGGAAUUUAUCAUAACUACCAGGAUAAAUCGUUUGGGCGCGAGUCUUGUUGAGGUCCGGGGUCACCGCGGUCAGAGUCGGCCGAGUCGCUGUCCAAUUCCGAGGCUGCAUGGUCAAACCAGUGAUCCACAUUCACUGAUUGCUUCGCAACGGCUAUAGGUUCAUACAUAUAUGGUUUCACCUCUCGAUAUUUAAUUUGGAGAGUUCCUACUUCAAAAUCGCUUUCAGACAUUUUACACAACCUCUCACGACCAAAGUCCGUACACGUGUGCUUGGUUCGCAGGUAAACACAGAGCUGCUCCCGGUCUGUUUGCCUUGAAUGACGUCAUGACGACGGGCCCCUGGGGGUGAAAGUGCGCAUAAGUUAGAUGCAAACAAACCUUCGGAAAUUGGGCAAAACAGUAUAUUUUAACCGUUUUAUUCAAUUUUAGGGUGCAAAUUAGACACUAGGAUGAUUGAAUUCACUUUUUGGGUCGUUCUUCUAGACAAUAAAGUUGAUAUUCUACGUUUCACCUCCGACCGUUGCCUAUGACCUUUAAAUGGGAGACAGGUCUGGACUGCAGCAGGCCAGUUUAGUACCCAGACUCUUUUACUAUGGAGCCAUGCAGUUUUAAUAUGUGCAGAAAGUGGUUUGGCGUUGUCUUGCUGAAAGAAGGAAGGCCUUCCCUGAAAAAGAUUUUGUCUGUAUGGCAGCAUAUUGCUCUGAAACAUGUUUAUAUCAUUCAGCAUUAAUGACGCCUUCCCAGAUGUACAAGCUACCCAUGUCAUGUGCACUAACGCCCCCUCAUACCAUCACAGACGCUGAAUGCUUUUGAGCUGUGCACUGAUAACAAGCCGGAUGGUCCCUCUCCUCUUUAGCCUGGAGGACGUGGUGUCCAUGAUUUCUAAAAAGAAUUUCUCCUUUUGAUUCGUCAGACCUCGGGACAGUUUUCCACUUCGCCUCAGUCCAUCAUAAAAGAGCUCGGGGCCAGAGAAGGGGGCGGGGUUUCUGGAUAUCGUUUAUAUCUGGGUUUAACUUGCGUUUGUGGAUGCAGUAAUGAAGUGUUUUCACAGACGAUGGUUUUCUGAAGUGUUCCUGAGCCCAUACAGUGAUUUCCACUACAGACACGUGUCUGCUUUUAAUGCAGUGUCUCCUGAGGGCCUGAAGAUCACAGGCAUCCAAUGUCAGUUUUCAGCCUUGUCUCUCGCAGACAGAGAUUUCUCCAGAUUCUCUGAAUCUUUUAAUGAUAUUAUGGACCACAGAUGACGUGAUCCACAAAUUCUUUGCAGUUUGACACUGAGAAUGCUUUGUUAUUCUUAAAUUGUUGCACUGUUUGCCCACACAGUCUUUCACAGAGCGGUGAACCCCGCCCCAUCUUACUUCUGAGAGAUUCCGCCUUUCUAAGAUGCUUUUUUUAUACCCAACCAUCUUACUGACCUGCUGCCAAUUAACCAAAUUAGGUUGGGGUUUUUUUUUAGCAUUACACAACUUUUUCAGUCUUUUGUUGCCCCAUCCCAACUUUUCUGAAACGUGUCGCUGACCUCAAAUUCAAAAUGAGCAAAUAUUUUUCACAAAACAAUAAAAUUUCUCAGUUUCAACAUUUACAUGUUGUCUUUGUACUAUUUUCAGUGAAAUAUAGGGUUUCCAUGAUUUGCAAAUCUUCACAUUCUGUUUUUAUUUGCAGUUUACAUAGCGUCCUGACUUUUUUGGAAUUGGGGUUAUAUAUAUCACAGCAAUUUCACAAGUGUGUGAUGAAUAAAGUUGUGCUUUCUUUCUUUCUGCUAAACAAAUUAGUUUCUGUUGUCACUUAUGUUAUAGCAGCUAUAAACAGUCGUUCCCUCACCAGACUCUCUUUAUUCUCUCUUUUUAAAAAAAGCCUGUUCCAUCAUGUUACUGAGAAACCGCAAAGAAGAGUAAACUCCUCUGUUCUGAAGAUGUUGGAAAACUUAGUUACAGCUUCACUUCUGACUGUUACACAGCACUGACACUGGAGACUCCUUCCAGAAACGUCCAGAGGUGGAAAAACUGGAUUGACAAAGUAAAAGUCCUGCUUAGGUUUUCCUUCUGCCUGUGCUCUCAACACAGGUGAUUUCACCAAUUAGCUCAUCAACCUGGCUUAGGGGAUGUGGUAAUUAGGAUCAGCUGGUUCAUUGAAUUGGCUGGAGCAAAAAUGUGGCAGGGUUUUUACUUUCUGCACCCGGGUUUUUCCACCUCUGGAAACGUCACACCCUGGAGUCUUUGUUUCAGUAUCUGUGAAUUAUUGUUCAGUUUGAUUGUAAUGUUCAAAUAUUUAUAUUCAUAUGUAUCUAUUCAAUAUUGUGAUGUAUGUCAGCCUUAUAUAUAUAUCUGUAUUCAGCUUCGCAUAGAUUUUUCUUCCAGAAAAAGAAUUAAUUACUGUACCAUUAAACAAUUACCAAAAAUCUG